Messenger RNA from Hymenoscyphus albidus, 6576 nucleotides. Lineage: Eukaryota; Fungi; Ascomycota; Leotiomycetes; Helotiales; Helotiaceae. The record is from the annotation of a GenBank genome assembly.
UUAGUAUUACCAUUUCACUUCAAAUUCCCAGAGUAAAGAAGUUAGCCAACGGGUCUUUCCCCUUCCACUCUCUCUGCAUGCUGGAAUGCGCUUUCUGUCCAAUGUCCCUUAAGCGAGGAAACUGCCCUUCCUGCCUGCCAUUUGCGUGCCUUUCACCCUUCGUCGUCACCUUCACAGACACGGGCAGGCGCGUCCCCCACCACCGAAUAUGCCCGUUCGGUCUAAUUCCCCAUCCCCACCGACAAAGUCAACAAUCCCCUCGACACGUUUUCUCCAAGUCAACCACCACCUUCUCAAAUUACAUGAACACAACCACCGCCACCUUCUAAACCUCAACGCAAACCUCAGUUUACAGGAGGGCAUCAUGGAUUAUGAUGAUGCGCUUCAGACGAUAGCUGCCCUCCUGAAUGACCCUCUGCCAGAACCACAGACCCUCAGUCGGCAGAGAUCGGAACCAGCUUUGCCCUCGCAAUCAACUACAACCAACCUGUCCGUCCAACAUCUGCCACGCCGCCAUAGGAGUAGUAGUCAUAUCCAAGACGACAUGGAGAUCCACGAAAUGACACCGAUCCGCGAAAUGGAUAUGUUUACCCCAUUGGAGUCAAAAGACUUGGCUCUUUCCCAAUUUCCUGCGAAAGGCAUGGUCGGCACAUACGACAACCCUCUUAACCCAUUCCUUGAUCUCCCUGCCGAUUCUCCUUUGAAUCCAAAAUGUGAAUCCUUCAAUGCACAAAAGUGGGUUACAAACCUAGUCGGCUUCAUCAUGCAAGAUCCAGCUCAGUAUGCAUAUGAAACUAGCCGUCUCAGUGUCUGUUUCUCAAAUCUUGACGUCCAUGGCUUUGGAUCACCAACCGACUAUCAGAAGACGGUGUCCAAUGUUAUCUUGGAAUUGGGUGAGAUCUUUCGCUGUUUCAGCAAGUCGCGGAAGGAAAAGGUCCAGAUCUUACAGGGUUUUGAUGGCGUGGUUGAAAGUGGUGAGAUGUUGUUGGUGCUUGGUCGGCCAGGAAGUGGUAAGCAAAAAGCAUUUCUAUGCCCCACAAAUUUGUCACGCACAAUUUUAUGAUCAUCGCUAAUCAGAUGUUGAUACUUUGUAGGAUGCUCAACUCUGCUCAAGACCAUAUCUGGCGACACCAAAGGCUUCUUUGUUGCCGAAAAUUCCAGUCUCAACUAUAGAGGCAUCACCGCCAAACAAAUGCAAUCACAGUUCAGAGGCGAAGCGAUCUAUAUGGCUGAAAACGACGUACACAUCAACUCGCUCACAGUCGGACAGACUUUAUGGAACGCAGCAAUGGCAAGAGCUCCACGGGAUUUUACCUUUCCAGGAGUGACUAGAAAGAAAUAUGCUGAGCACAUGACGGAGGUCAUGAUGGCGACCUUUGGAAUCAUGCACACAAAAGAUACGAAGGUUGCUUUCAUUAGCGGUGGGGAGACCAAGCGUGUCAGUAUCGCAGAGGCAAUGUUGAGCGGUAGUCCAAUCCAGUGUUGGGAUAACUCGUAAGUCAAUUCCUGUUUCUUCUUUUGUUCUCUACCUGUUCUCCAAUCGCUAGGGCUAUCUUCCGCUAGAGAGUGAUUUCUGAUAUUUGUGAACCUGUACUGAUUUUGAGGCCUUGCUCAGGACGAGAGGCCUUGACUCUGCAAACGCUUUGGAAUUCUGUAAGAAUCUAAGACUUACGGCAGACAUGUUCAAUUCCACCAUACUAGUCUCACUGUAUCAAGGCUCAGAAGAUACGUACGAGGUCAGAAGGCGGAAUAUCCAAUCCUUGGAUCUUGCUGCUAACACAAACCCAGCUUUUCGACAAGGUCACGGUUCUUUAUGAGGGGAAGCAAAUCUAUUUUGGCGAGAGCCACCAGGCAAAAGCAUAUUUCGUCAACAUGGGGUUUGAAUGCAUGCCUCGGCAGACCACUGCUGACUUCUUGACCUCCUUGACAAAUCCCUCCGAGCGUCGAGUUAGACCAGGCUUUGAACACCGAACACCUCGAACUCCCGAUGAGUUUGUUCUUGCAUGGAAAAGGAGCCCCGCCUACAAGAGAUUAAGAAAGACCAUCUUUACUUACGAGUCUAAAUUCCCUAUUGGUGGCAAAUUGGUCGAUGAAUUCAAGGCAGCAAGACGACUCAGACAAUCGGAACAUCAGUAAGUUGCACCAUCAAAUCAGCUGCGAUUUACUAAGAGGUCCCAGACAUGUCGGUUCUUCUUAUACUAUGUCAAUAUCCCAGCAGGUUUCCUGGUGUGUAACUCGCGGAUUCCAAAGAUUGAAAGGCGAUGCAAGCGUAACAAUUUCCAAUAUCAUCGGCAAUAGCGUCCUGGCACUGAUUGUCGGUAAGCAUAUUCCAAGUGGUAACAUAUAGUUGGAUCCAGUACUGAGAUAGCAUAGGGAGCAUUUUCUACGAUCUUAAAAACAAUACUGGAAGCUUUUAUUCUAGACCCGUAUGCCUCUUCUUUGCCAUUCUUCUCAAUGCCUUUUCCAGUUCUCUCGAGGUAAGUCACUAGACCAUGAGAGCAAUUUGAAGUUAGUAUUGGAACUCAGCUGAGUGAACUAGCUUAUAACUCUUUACGAACAACGCCCCAUCACCGAAAAACACGCCAGAUAUGCUUUCUGUCACCCCUUUGCAGAGGCGGCCGCUAGUGCAAUCGUAGACCUGCCUUACAAAAUUUGCAAUUCCAUUUCAUUCAAUCUAUUUUUGUACUUAAUGACUGGCCUGAGACGAGAACCUGGCGCCUUUUUUACAUUUCUGGCGUUCUCGUUUUCAACUACCUUGGCGCUCUCAAUGGUAUUUCGAACUAUUGGGGCUAGCUCGCGAACUCUUGCGCAAGCCCUCGCACCGGCCGCCCUAUUCAUCUUGUCUCUCAUGGUGUACACUGGUUUUGUCAUUCCAAUCAACACAAUGGUUCCUUGGUUCCGCUGGAUCAACUUCAUCGACCCCAUCGCCUACGCUUUCGAAAGUCUGAUGAUCAACGAAUUUGACGGACGCCAUUUUCCAUGUAGCAAUUUCGUGCCCAGCGGACCACAGUAUCAGGGUGUUGGGCCUUUGAAUCAUAUCUGCGCCGUUGUCGGUGCUGUUGCUGGGUCGAAUGUAGCCUCCGGAACGGAGUUUAUUAGACUUGGUUAUAGUUAUAACGCUUCGAACCUAUGGAGGUAAGUCUUCAGAAAUUACGAUCUAAACUGGAUGCUGAGAAUUGGUAGAAACCUGGCAAUAAUUCUUGCGAUAUUCGUGUUUUUCACAUUCACGUACUUAUUUGCGAGUGAAUAUAUCACGGAAAAGAAGCCCAAGGGAGAAGUUCUUCUAUUUCCUCGGGGUUUACGGCCAACGCACAACGCGAAAGAUGACUUGGAGCAUUUAUCACGUACGUCAUCCCCAAGAAGUUCAGCCCACUUAUCUAACACACCGAGACGAAUUUCUGCUUUCAUCCAUAAACAGACCUCUAUAUUUCAUUGGCGAAAUAUAUGUUACGACAUCAAAGUGAAGAAAGAGGAACGUCGAAUUCUGGAUCAUGUUGAUGGAUGGGUGAAACCAGGGACCUUGACGGCACUGAUGGUAUGUUUGGAUGACUGAUUCUUCACUCUGACAUGCCCUCAUUCCUCUUGCCUGUUCAAACCAGUGCAAAACUCUGCUUAAACAUGAGUGCUUCUACUAACGAGUUUCUAUCAGGGCCCUUCUGGUGCAGGCAAGACUACACUUUUGUGAGUAACACAUUAUUGUACUUCCCUCCUACUAUUCUGACCAUCAACAGGGACGUCUUGGCUACCCGUGAUACCGCCGGUACAGCAUCUGGAUCAGCUCUUGUGGACGGACAAAGCAGAGACAUAUCCUUUCAGCGGAAGACUGGGUAUUCUCAACAACAAGAUGUCUACUUGGAGACUUUGACGGUUCGUGAGACUCUUCAAUUUAACGCUCUGAUGUGCCAGCCACGAAAUGUUUCCAGAAAGGAUAAACUCGCGUACGUUGACACUAUCAUCAAUCUGCUGGAAAUGGGAUACUAUGCGGAUGCAAUCGUCGGUGUCCCCGGUGAAGGUAAGUACAAAAGAUGGUUCGCACGAUUUCGGAAUUAAACUUUGUACUGACGUUUGUGGCAGGACUCAACAUCGAACAGAGAAAGAAAUUGAAUAUCGCUGUUGAACUCGCUGCAAAACCAAAGCUACUCUUGUUCCUUGAUGAACCAACUUCCGGACUAGAUAGUCAGACUUCUUGGGUUAUUCUUGACCUCCUUCGGAAAUUGAACCUACACGGCCAAGCUAUUUUGUGCACCAUCCAUCAACCGUCUGGGGUCCUGUUCCAAAGAUUCGACCGCCUUCUCCUACUUGCGCCAAACGGUAGACCUGCUUACUUCGGAGACAUUGGCCCAAGCGCUACAACUGUCAUUAGCUAUUUUGAACGCAAUGGAGCAAAGGAAUGCCCCGCUAACGGUAACCCGGCAGAGUGGAUUAUGGAGGUUCUCGGCUGUGCUCCCGGUCACCACAGCACCAUUGACUGGCCUGAAGUUUGGCGAAAUAGUCCGGAGUAUUCACGCGUUCAUAGCGAGUUGGAUUCAAUGGAACUUCGAGCUCAUCGAAAGAUUCCCGCUGAAGAAGUCAACGACGAUCAUGAAUUUGAUGAGUUUGCUGCCCCUUUCUCCGCACAACUCUGGGAAUGCUUUAAGCGAGUCAAUAUACAAUAUUGGAGAACACCUUCUUACAUAUACUCCAAGAUUGCCCUUUCUCUCUUGACGGUACGAGAUUCUACAGUCAUUUGACUCUUCUUUCUAACGCGCUACAGUCCUUGUUCCUCGGCUUUUCGUUCUACCAAACAGAUAAUUCUUUACAGGGUUUACAGAAUCAGAUAUUCAGCAUCUUUAUGCUUCUGUGAGUUUUGAAGUAUAUUUGUUGAGGCACCGCUAACAAAUCUACUUCUAGUACGCAAGCUGCAAACCUGGUUCCACAAAUUCUGCCAAACUUUGUUGCCCAAAGAACAAUUUUCGAAGCUCGCGAGCGCUCCGCCAAAACAUACUCCUGGCAAGUGUUUAUUCUGUCGAACAUCCUUGUAGAGAUUCCGUGGAAUACUUUGAUGUCAAUCUUCAUAUUUGCGUCUUGGUAUUUCCCUAUUGGAUUCUAUCGUAAUUCGGCCACCACUGCCCUCAUGGCUACCAAUAGCGUCGUAAUUCUGUUGUUUAUUUGGGGCUACAUGAGUGAGUUUUCCUCAUAUCUGUCUACAUACAUUGCUGACUCUUCAAAGUGUAUAUGAGUACUUUUGCGCAUAUGAUGCAAGCUGGAGUCGACUUGGCGGCCAUGGCGGGAAAUUAUGCCAAUCUGCUAUUCAUGCUCUCACUCAUAUUCUGCGGGUAGAUAGCCAAAUCUUUUUCCUUGUGUCGCAUCGUGCUUACUGACUUUGUCAUUUAGUAUUCUUGUAGCACCAGAUGCUCUUCCUGGAUUCUGGAUCUUCAUGUACCGAGUAUCCCCAUACAACUAUCUUGUCGGCGCCAUUCUCUCGGUCAGUCUAGCGAAUGCAGAGGUUCGUUGUUCAGGCAUUGAGUUACUUCAUUUUGAGCCACCAAAUGGAGCCACCUGUUCUUCCUACAUGGAGUCUUUUAUCAAAUACUCUGGCGGUUACCUUAAAAAUCCGGAUGCCAUCACUGAUUGCGCUUAUUGUCCACUAAGUGCUUCUAGUACCUUCCUGAAAACUUUCGGUAUUGAAUAUGCCAACCGAUGGCGAAGCUUUGCUAUCAUAUGGGUUUUCAUUCUUGUUAAUAUUUGUGGGGCUUUCUAUUUCUAUUGGCUUGCCCGAGUACCGCAAAAGAGAAAGUAUCGAAAUCUAGGCAACACCGAGAAGGACAUCUCUUCAGAGGAAAGCGAGGAGAUUCUUGCUAGACAAGAUGAAGAACUGGAGAAGGUUGAAAAACGAAAGAAGAACAUCGUUGAUGAAGGCAUUUCCGUCGAUCGUGGCGGCAGUUCGCAGGAUGCUUCUCGAGGUGCGAGCUUCACAGGUGCAACGAGUGGAUCCAGAGCAAGCGCCCGAGAUUGCGAGCUGUGAAUUGAGACGGAUGUUAAGGAGUGAAUAUUUAGGUCAUACUUUAGAAUUGUGGUCAACAACUUGGAGCUCGGCUUGCAUUCUUAGGAGUAAUUUCUUGCAAGCGACAGCGUUUUCGGAUCUCUCUCUCUUUUCAGGGGCGGAAUUUUGAAGCAUCAAUGGUUGUACACCUAUGGGGAUGGGAGAGCUGUGGUGUUUGUUCAUUUGCUCUUUUCAGUGAGCGGUCGGCGGUGGAGGUCAUUUGUUCUUUUGCCUUUCUUUUCUUUUUCUUGCUCGCUUGGAGGCUUUUAUUCUCUUUCUCUCCUUGCGUUUUUUUUUUCAUGCUGAGAAUUAGAUUCUGCCUAUAUCAGUGGGUAGAUGAUUAGACGCUGGCUGGACUGAAGGAUUUGCUAGAUAUCGGUGGUAUGGUAUACAUACACUGGUUGAGUUUUUAGACUCCCUAGAUGAUUUCAAGCUAGAAAUGUCUUUUUCUUUUUCUCUGUUUUUUAAGAUUGUGGAUGGUUGGUGGUGGAUGGAAAUGGGGGGUUUUUUUCGUAGCUUUGUUAGGUGCUUAAUUAAUGAGAGAUUGAUUGAUU